AUGACCGCCCACAUCCUCCUGCUGUUGCUCCUCGCCUCCUCCACCCUGGGGGACCCGGACUCCGCGGGCAGGCGGCCCCAGCACCAGGUCUCCCAGCAGCACAGGCACCUCUGUUCACUGGGCACGUGCCAGACGCACCGCCUGCCAGAGAUCAUAUACUGGCUCCGCUCUGCCUCCACCAAGGAGCUCUCAGGGAAGGCGGGCCGCAAGCCUCAGGAUCCCCACAGCUAUGGGCGCCGCCGGCGGCGCGCGGCCAGACUCCUGCUGCGUCUCCAGGACCCCAGCCUGAGGCAAGGAGGCCAGCGCAGUGCCCAGUUUUCUGGGUGA
Molecule: messenger RNA, 327 nt
Organism: Lipotes vexillifer (Yangtze River dolphin)
Lineage: Eukaryota; Metazoa; Chordata; Mammalia; Artiodactyla; Lipotidae
Gene: ADM5
Product: adrenomedullin 5 (putative)
Exons: 2
Coding region: 1-327 (108 amino acids)
Biological process (GO): positive regulation of heart rate; regulation of systemic arterial blood pressure; adenylate cyclase-activating G protein-coupled receptor signaling pathway
Source: RefSeq, a predicted model, not a curated record